Papilio polytes (common Mormon) is the source of this 775-nucleotide messenger RNA. RefSeq lists its product as uncharacterized. The transcript has 5 exons. Bases 83 to 448 code for a protein of 121 amino acids. The record is from RefSeq and is a predicted model, not a curated record. NCBI's taxonomy places the organism in Eukaryota, Metazoa, Arthropoda, Insecta, Lepidoptera, Papilionidae.
CACUUGUUGCACUUUCGCGCGUCCUAACUUCAACCAAGUUGAGAAGUUUCGAGCGGCCCCGCAGUCGAGAAAUCUGAGAAUCAUGUUGAGCAAGAAGAUUAUUAUUGCUGUUGCCGUGGUGCUGGCUCUGUUCUGCUUCGUGGAGGCGCGGGAGGAGGGUCCUCACGAUAUGGCCGACGCUCUUCGCAUGCUGCAGGAACUGGACCGCUACUACACGCAGGCUGCUAGACCAAGGAUUGACCGCCGCGACGUCGCGGACGGGGACCGCGUCGACCCAGACUUGUUAGAUCGCGCGGUGCGGCUACUGCAGCUGCAGAAUCUAGACCGCAUUUACUCCUACCACACCCGACCAAGGUUCGGCAAACGUUCCGAUGCUUUCACAAACUGGGCUAAGGAUCAGGAGAAGCCGGACCUACCGGCGUGGUUGACUUUCGCCCGGAGGAGAUGAGUCGAGCGAAUUAACCGGCGUCACAACUAAUAUACUAUUACUAUUCUAUUACGUCUAUGUACCGGACUCAAACGCUAUUACAUCUAAGGGACUUGUUUUAUCUUUAGAUUUUUCUAAUUCGUAGAUUAUUCGUAGUCUAAUCGUUGUUUUUUUGUCUAUGUUAGUAAGUCGGACUUUGUUUAUAGUUUUGGACAUUAUUUAGCUAUGGAUAUGUUUGACUUGUAGAGGUAAUUUGAUGUACUUUAUCAUAUUGGUUAUAUGUAUUAUUAAAGUCUAAUUAAUCUAUGGAUCAAAUGUCAUUGUAAUGUUAUCGAUAAUAAAAGCAAU